GGGGCCAGCCUCCGCAGAAAGGGACUCCACAGCUGUCACAUUCCGGGUUGUGGCAAAGUAUAUGGGAAAACGUCGCACCUCAAAGCUCAUCUCAGAUGGCACACGGGAUGCAUCCAUGCUCAUGUGACACGUUCGUGGCUCUGCCUCCAUCCACAGAGGGUCAACGCAUCAUUUUCGGGAAAAACUCAGACAGACCCUGUGAUGAGGUCCAAGAGGUUGUGUACUUUCCAGCCAGGGAUUAUGGUGCUGGAGAAAAAGUGGAGUGCACAUACAUCGAGAUUGAGCAAGCCCUUCAAACAUAUGCAGUGGUUCUGAGCAGGCCAGCAUGGCUUUGGGGAGCAGAAAUGGGGGCCAAUGAGCACCAGGUCUGCAUUGGAAAUGAAGCCGUAUGGGGACGGGAGAGUGCAGAUGAUGAUGAGGCAUUGCUUGGCAUGGAUCUUGUGAGGCUGGGUCUGGAGAGGGCAGACACCGCUGUUAAGGCUGUGGAUGUCAUCGCAGAGCUGCUGGAGAAAUACGGCCAAGGAGGAAACUGCAUGGAGGACCAGUGUGGUUUCACCUACCACAACAGCUUCCUGAUCUCCGAUCGGAAUGAAGCCUGGGUGCUGGAGACUGCUGGGAAAUAUUGGGCAGCAGAGAAAGUGGAGGAGGGAUACAGGAAUAUCUCCAAUCAGUAUUCCAUAACAACUAAAAUCGACAAGGAGCAUCCUGGGAUGAGGGAGUAUGCCGAGAGCCAGGGUUGGUGGGACGGGAAGUCCGAGUUCAACUUCACUGGAGUUUAUUCCUAUGUGACCACCUCCCGUCUGGAGGCCGCUGGGAGCCGCUACUGUGAAGGAAAGAGACUUCUGGAGAAAAACAGCGGACGGAUCAACACUGAGACUAUGAUGGACAUCCUGAGAGACAAAGAGAGUGGAAUCAACAUGGAGGGCAUGUUCUUGAGCACGGGGAGUAUGGUGUCGGUGGUUCCUCAGGAUCCCAGUUUGCCGGGAAUCCACUACUUCACUGGCACCCCUGAUCCAGAGAGGUCUGUGUUCAAGCCAUUCAUCUUUGUGGAUGACAUCAAGCAGCUUAAGCCCACCUGUUCGCCCUGCUAUGGAGAGGACGACCCGGUGAAGAAGAAACCUCGCUUCCAGACCAAACCUGACCGCAAACACCCGCUGUUCCUCAAGCAUGAAGUGGUGGCCGCCAUCAUCGACAGCACCAGGGAGAGGGGGCAGAAGAUCAUGCAGAACAUGAGGGAGCUGGAGAAAACCAAGAUGGAGAAGAUGGAGACGUAUCUGACAGCAGGAGUGGAGGACCCCACAGUGGUCGUCAAUCUUUUUACAGACACUGUUGAUGAGGAGAUGAAGGUGUACAGUAAAAGUUAAAUGGUAUUGAGUCUUCUUAAUUUUCUUUAUUAUUUACUAAAAGGUUUGUCUAACAACUAACGUUUCGAUGUGUAGUCGAACAUGGAUGAAGAUGUGACUACACAUCGAAACAUUAGUCAAAGUUAAUGAUGUUUUGCACCUUUUAGUAAAUAAUAAAGAAAAUUAAGAAGACAUCUGAGCUGCACCGGCAUCCCUCUCCUUCUCUUUAAAGUGUCUGUCCUGGCCUGGUUGCAUCGGAUUGUCGCUAAACGACAGAAGCGCGGAGAACCUUCCUUUGUCUACUUAAAUUGUAUUGUUCUUGGUCAUUCUGUUUGUUAUGACUGAGAUCGGUCUUAAAAUUGCACUUUAAAUGAAAAAAACAUUAAUGAAAUACAGAGAGCAAUAAUAGUGUUGCACUUCAGAAGAAACAAAAUCUCAAUGUGUUAAAUGUGCUUAGGUUUACUAGAUCCUGUAAUUCAAUACUCUAAAAAAUAAAGGUUUUUACCUUUGUGGUGGUAUAUUUGA
Alosa alosa (allis shad) is the source of this 1868-nucleotide messenger RNA. It is a transcript of the gene scrn3, whose product is annotated as secernin 3. Lineage: Eukaryota; Metazoa; Chordata; Actinopteri; Clupeiformes; Clupeidae. The coding region runs from base 96 to 1364 and encodes 422 amino acids. The transcript is spliced from 8 exons. Gene Ontology annotation, biological process: proteolysis. Gene Ontology annotation, molecular function: dipeptidase activity; cysteine-type exopeptidase activity. The record is from RefSeq and is a predicted model, not a curated record.